GUUGUAAAGGAUGCCUUAGAUAAAUUUCUGCCUGCCAAUGCCCACCAGCUGGCAUCUGGGAAGCUGCACAUCAUCCUCACCCGCCUGCGUGACUGGAAUUGUGUGACGGUGUCAGAGUUUGCUUCAAAGGAGGACAUCAUUCAGGCCGUGUUAUGCAGCUGCUUCAUCCCUCUGUGUUUUGGCUUUAUUCCUCCUCUGUACCAUGGGGUGCGUUAUAUUGAUGGGGAAUUUGGCAUGGGGAAGACCAACUUCGUGUCCCAGAACACCAUCACCGUGUCUUCUUUAGCCGGCGAAUAUGACAUCUGUCCCAGAGAUUGCCCAGUUCCCUUCUUCACUUUCCCAAUAGUUGAUGGGAUUUUACUGAUAUCAGAACAAAACUUGUAUCGCAUGCAAUGCCUUAUCCAGUGUCCCUCAGCAAAAGUUUGCAAACAGCUUUAUCAUGAUGGCUACCAGGAUGCAGUCUCCUUCUUACACAGGCUGAAUGCAUUUGGUAUCAAAUACCUUCCUGAGGACUUUACCCUUCUGUUGCACAAGGAAUCGUGUCAGGAAGGUGAAGGGACCCUGCACAGGAAGCCAGGAACAGAAGCACUUUGCUCCAGAGCAACAGACCCUCAGGACAUCACCAAGGAGAACACAGCAAGUGCUUGUGCAGCAGAUGAACUGGAGGAAGAAGAUAUGUUUCACCUCCUGCAACCCUCAGGAAGGCUUGGAGCAGGAGGUGGGAUGAUUCUUGUCAUCAGCAAGUGGAGUGGCUGGGGAAAACAGUGGUUGGGCUGUAUGAGCGUGUAAGAUGCCUGAUCCCUUCUGCACUAAUUGCAGUUUGGCUUUUCCUUGGCCGUCAUGUUAAAGCAGGUCAGGCCUGGGUGAGGAGACUGGUGCAAGUAGCACUAAAAACAAAAGCAGCCCAUUUCUCCAAGUGAAAAAAAAACCAAAACCACCCCUGAAUGACUCCGUGAGGACAUGAUCCAUGUCAUCAUGUGAAAUGAUCUCCGUUGUCGUCUGCCACUUCCUGGGAUGGCAAAACCGUGUGGUGUUGGAGAACCCCAGGGCCCACCUGGGAUGGUUACCUAAGGGAACAAGCAUGGGAGUCAUUGAGACGGGGAACCAGAAACCUCAAACAUCCCUUGGGGAUGUUUGCAUUGAAUUGCAUAGGGAUAGCUGCCUGUGGAAUAAAAUCAUUCUCUGCAAGUCCUGUUGCUAGCUGAGUGCAAGGCAGUCUCUUGAACGUUGGAGUGCCACAGAUUUGGAAUCUUUAGCCAAGCUCAAUAUCAGUGACUGAUGGGUGAGAGCUCUCUCUGGGUUUCCCAGCUCUGUACCCUGCCUUCCCUCUGCUCCAUAUCUCACCUCCUGGCCCCAGCUCUCUUAGACAAACCAGGCACCACUGUUCGGAGGAGCUUCUGGAACUGUUUUGCCAUGGAGCUGAUGUCUUCCAGCAGCCCCCACAGCUGCUCCAGCCUGCAAGUGCAAAGUAAGAAGGUUUAAGGUCAGGUAAUUGCAGCAAAAGGUGGAGAAUUUUAACAGAAAAUGUACAUUUUAAUGCUCCUUUCUAGAUUCAAGUGAUCCUGUGCCAGUUUCACUUGCUCACUAAGAGCAAUGGGAGAGGCUGCUGCUAAGCUUAACUUGCAAAGGCAGUAAGUGUGCAUCACCUUUUCCUGGUUCACAGUACAAGAGGGAUUCACAUCAACCUGCUGUGACCAAGCAACAUUGCUGUCCAGAGGCUGCUCUGAGUAUUUCCCAUGGAGCUGCUGCCUGUGCAUCAGCCUCAGCUUUGGUGCCAUUAUCAAGACAUCCUUACCCCUUCCAGACAAAUGCUGGCAGCUUGUACGGCUGCAGGAGGACCUUCGACAGCGGAUCCUGCAGUUUAAACAUCUGCUGCUUCUUCCACCGAGCCAGGUCUGCUCCCAGGAGGACAAUAUAAGAGUAAAUAAAGACCCAUCAUUAGAAAUAACCCAACAAAUGCAACAGUUCCUACUGUCCAGCUCCUGCUGUAGCCCACAGUGAGUGCCCCAUGUCCUCUACCUGGGAGGAAACGUGGUGC
Messenger RNA from Coturnix japonica (Japanese quail), 2038 nucleotides. RefSeq names its product omega-hydroxyceramide transacylase-like. NCBI's taxonomy places the organism in Eukaryota, Metazoa, Chordata, Aves, Galliformes, Phasianidae. Gene Ontology annotation, biological process: lipid homeostasis; triglyceride catabolic process. Gene Ontology annotation, cellular component: lipid droplet; cytoplasm; membrane. Gene Ontology annotation, molecular function: triacylglycerol lipase activity. The record is from RefSeq and is a predicted model, not a curated record.